GCAAGACUAGAUUGGCUCAGCUGGCCGGAAGUUUUUUCAGGCAACAUAUAAGAAGGAUCCAGGGGAUGCGAGCAUUAGAGCUGCAGCAGCGGAGCAGUGUCUGUCGUGAGCCAUGAAUGCCUUUCUCCACAUGCUUUUGCUUUUUGCAGUGGCCGUGGCCUCCCAGGGUCCGUCCUCACACCCAAGGAGCAAAAGAUCUCUAAUCGACCUGAAGGGAAUCAUCAAAUGCACCACAGGGAGAUCACUUUCCUCUUAUCUCUGGUACGGCUGCUACUGUGGAGUGGGGGGUCAUGGCAAGCCCAAGGACGACACCGACAAGUGCUGUUACAAGCAUGACUGCUGCUACGAAGAUGCUAAAAGUAAGGGCUGCAACCCCCUAACAGACGACUACGACUGGAAGUGUGAAGACAAGAUGGUCGCUUGUGAUCAUUUGACAGACAGGUGCGAGAGGAUUCUGUGCGAGUGUGACCGAGAUGUCGCCAAGUGCCUGAGUAAUGCACGUUACAACUGGUAUUACGCUUGGUGGCCGAAUUUCCUCUGCGGUUCCGGCAGAAAGUGUGAUUAACCGAGCGCCUUCAGGAGAAAACACGUUGGCUAGUCAGUUCAAACCUAAUAACUGCGACCCCACUCUGGUAUUUUAGUCCCUUGAGAAAUUCCUUAUUAUACUUCUUAUUCCUUAUUAUACUUCUGGGAAACAGUGAGUUUAUUGAUUUUUACUUUUUCAUUGCUGUGCUUUUGCUGAAUCACAUUACAAGGGUGGCGAGGUUUUCCAUGAUGACAUCAGAGAAGCUGUGAGUCAUUGAAUAAAUAUGGAUGGAUGUUG
This is a messenger RNA of Dunckerocampus dactyliophorus (ringed pipefish), 823 nucleotides long. Its product is annotated as phospholipase A2-like. NCBI's taxonomy places the organism in Eukaryota, Metazoa, Chordata, Actinopteri, Syngnathiformes, Syngnathidae. The record is from RefSeq and is a predicted model, not a curated record. Gene Ontology annotation, biological process: lipid catabolic process; phospholipid metabolic process; arachidonate secretion. The transcript has 4 exons. Gene Ontology annotation, molecular function: calcium ion binding; phospholipid binding. Bases 113 to 565 code for a protein of 150 amino acids.